AUGUCAGAAAACGCAGGCCCUAUCGUCAACUGCCACGACGGAGCAGCGGCUACCAAAGACAAAAGCUCACUGGAACGAACCCUUUACUUGUUUGGUCAACCAAUCGCUCAUUCUGCCUCUCCAUCCUUCCACAACACCAUUUUUCGUGAACUGGGCUUGCCAUGGCGAUACAUCAGACUCGAUUCGAAAGACACGGAAGACUUGGCGUGGCUCAUGCGCCGUGAUGAUUUCGUCGGUGCGGCUGUCACCAUGCCCAACAAGGUUCAAUCCAUGGAUCUUGUUGACAUCUUGACUAUUGAAGCGCAACGAAUCGGCUGCAUCAACACGAUUUAUUCGCGACCUGACCUGAUCGGUGGCGAGGAAAGACGACUUCUCGUUGGAACGAAUACCGAUUGGAUUGGCAUUCAGCGUGCUCUUCUAAAGGCGAACACCAACCUGCGAAGCUACUUGGAAGAAUCGCCUGCGCUAGUUAUUGGCGGUGGCGCAACCUGCAGGUCUGCAAUCUACGCUUUGACAGAGGGGUUAGGCGCCAAAUUGAUUUACUUGGUCAAUCGUGAUCGAGAAGAAGCCGUAUCCACCAUCAAAGCCCUCAAACAAAAUGGACUGCGACAGGAAGUUCGAUAUGUGGAAACGCUGGAUGAUCUACAGUCUAUCUCCAAGUUUCCCGUUGUAGCAGUCAGUGCGGUGCCUGAUAUAGCUCCGAAAACCGAAUCCGAGCAUACCGCACGGAGCAUCUGCAGUGCAAUGAUACAGACCAAGUCUGAUUGUAAUAUUCGCAAGGUCUUUCUGGAGAUGUGCUAUGAUCCAACUCCCUGGACAUGGCUUGCAAGCUUGGCAAAGGAACAUGGGUGGGACGUUGUGGAUGGGUUAGACGUUAUGGAACACCAGGCUAUUGAACAGGCGGUUCUCUGGACAGAGAGACCUCUUGAUGAGCUCCCUUCGGAGGCUGCCAAUGAAGCGAUCCGUCGGGCUUUCCAUCGGUGA
Molecule: messenger RNA, 984 nt
Organism: Penicillium cataractarum
Lineage: Eukaryota; Fungi; Ascomycota; Eurotiomycetes; Eurotiales; Aspergillaceae
Product: shikimate dehydrogenase family protein
Exons: 1
Coding region: 1-984 (327 amino acids)
Biological process (GO): shikimate metabolic process; chorismate biosynthetic process
Molecular function (GO): shikimate 3-dehydrogenase (NADP+) activity
Source: RefSeq, a predicted model, not a curated record